AUGGAUAAAAACCAAAUUUUAACAUAUAUUCAACAACUAUUUCAAUAUUAUUAUAAAUGUGAUGGUGAUACCUCACAUAUAAAUACAAUAAUAGCUUUCAUACAAGAGGGUAAAUUGAAUAUAGACACACUACCCCUCUAUAUUGAAUCAUUGUCAAAAGAUCUUCCAGAAUAUAAAUUAAUAAAUAAAACACCAGAACAUAUUAAAAACAAAGCAUUAUCAUCAACAAAUAAUAAUAUAAUUAAUAAUACAAAUAGUAAUAAUUUAAAUAAUAAUAAUAAUAAUAAUAAAGAUCCAGUAUCACCAAGAAAUAAUAAUAAUAGUUUUAAAUAUUAUAAUAAAGAUACAAAUACAUUUAAUAAAGAAUUAAUAAAACAAAAUUUAAAUAGUGCAACUGUAAAAAUAUACGUAGAUGAAUUAUAUUUAGCAUAUACAGGUAAAUUGGGUGAUCCUGCAUCUACCCAUUAUUUAAUUAAAUCAAUCAUGGAUAAUAGUUUAUCAGUUCCACAAGCUGAAUUACAUGUCAAAUUUUCAAAAGAAGCCAAAGCAUAUUUAGGUCAAGUACAGAUAAAAGAGAAUAAAAGAAAAAAAGCAGAGGAGUAUAUUUACGAACUUUUUAAACUAUAUUUUGGAAAAGAUUAUUUGGUACCAUUAGAUGAUUUACAUUACUUCUCAAGUUUAAUCGUUGAAGAACCAAACCCAGAUUAUCAAGCCAUCGAAGAUGAAAUAAAAGAAAAAGCAAUAUUAAAUGUUGUAAUUCCUUCGAAAAAACCAUUCAAAUAA
This is a messenger RNA of Dictyostelium purpureum, 783 nucleotides long. RefSeq lists its product as uncharacterized. Bases 1 to 783 code for a protein of 260 amino acids. The record is from RefSeq and is a predicted model, not a curated record. Lineage: Eukaryota; Evosea; Eumycetozoa; Dictyosteliales; Dictyosteliaceae. The transcript has 2 exons.